AUGCGCAGUAGCCAGAACCUCGCUCUCAACAAGGGCAGUAAGCAACGCAGUAACCUGGCGCAGCGUAGCCUCAACCUCAACCUUUGCCUCAGCCGACAACGACAAACUAGCAACAGCCGAAAGCGCAACACCAUCACGCUUCACCGGCACGUCAAUCUUUCCAACCAGACCCUUACCACUGGGCUUGUGCACAACUGGUGCGUUCACAGGGUGCCCAAUAAGAUUCUCACGCUUCAACAAGCCAUCCACACUCGACAAAACAGGCAGCUUGGAAAGAUCAACAGGAAUCUUGGAAACAUCCACAAUCCCCUUUACAUCCCCCACAAUCGAAAGCACCUGACCCGGCAAAUUCGCAACGUUGACAGGGAGCUUGGUGACAUCCAACAAGUUCAGCAAUUCGCCGAUUACAUUCAACACCGCCGUUGGCAGUCCCGUUACAUCGACGGGCAGCUUCGAGAGGUCCACGAGGCUCACGGCGUCGGCGGGCAAGCUGGAUAG
Molecule: messenger RNA, 498 nt
Organism: Plenodomus lingam JN3
Lineage: Eukaryota; Fungi; Ascomycota; Dothideomycetes; Pleosporales; Leptosphaeriaceae
Source: RefSeq, a predicted model, not a curated record